Molecule: messenger RNA, 636 nt
Organism: Rotaria sp. Silwood2
Lineage: Eukaryota; Metazoa; Rotifera; Eurotatoria; Philodinida; Philodinidae
Source: the annotation of a GenBank genome assembly
AUGGACUCGCGUGACUAUACGAUCGAUAUGUAUGAACAAGCUUGGUCGAUAAUUUUAGGAGCCGGUCGUAAUCGUCUUCGCUUUUUACACGUUCCCUAUCAAUUCAAUCGAUGGAAUAUCAAUCGGCUUUCGUUCGAUUUACCCACUGUCGAGUAUCUUACUCUUGAAUACAUAUCAACUGAUCAAAUGCUAAUAUUUUUGCGUCAUACACCUAAUCUUGGUCGUCUAAAAGCACAUUUAUAUGGUUUUGAUUGGGGUAAACACCUGUAUACAUUCAAUAUUGUUCUGCCCAAACUAAAACAUCUAAAUUUGAGUUUACAAUAUAUGCGUUCCUUCGAACUAUUCCAUUAUUUCUUUGUUUUAUGUCCACAUUUGACACAUUUAAUACUCAAGUUAAAAGCACGAGAAGAUACAAAGAUGAUACUCGAGCCAAGAGCUUGGCAAACAUUGAUCGAACAAUAUUUACCUAAUCUUCAAUACUUACGACUUCGAUUGAGCAUAUUUUUGAGUCAUCAACAUUAUCGUCACAAUGUUCAAUCACCGUUUGAUCAUGCAGAAUAUUGGUUUCAACGACGACCUCAUUUUCAAGUAAUAAUCAAAAAAAAACUGAAUCCAUGGGAUAUGAGCCGCGUGUGA